This is a messenger RNA of Apis laboriosa (Himalayan honeybee), 705 nucleotides long. It is a transcript of the gene ND-PDSW, whose product is annotated as NADH dehydrogenase [ubiquinone] 1 beta subcomplex subunit 10. The record is from RefSeq and is a predicted model, not a curated record. The transcript is spliced from 4 exons. Lineage: Eukaryota; Metazoa; Arthropoda; Insecta; Hymenoptera; Apidae. Bases 121 to 603 code for a protein of 160 amino acids.
AUUACUAGAUGUAGUUUUUGGUAUACUUCUUCCAUGAUUCUUGAAUCGAGAAUCGGAUAAUUUCGAAUAGAAGUGUUUAACAAAUUAUACAAUUUUUAAUUUAUAUUUAAUUCCUUAAAAAUGGAUCCAGAACAAAAUUUCUUUUUUCAAUUUAUGAAAAAAUUAUUUUAUCUAUUAGACGCACCAGUUGAAUAUUUUCGAGAAAAAAUAGUCGUACCAAAUCAAAAGAAAUAUCCAUGGUAUCAUCAAAAGUUUCGUCGUGUCCCAACAAUUGAUGAAUGUUAUGAAUCAGAUGUAAUUUGUCGUUGGGAAGCACAAAAACAAUUUGAACGUGAUAAGAUGGUUGAUGAUGAGGUCCUUAGUAUCUUGAGACAACGAUAUGAAGAUUGUGGUUGGUAUUAUGAGAAUGAUAAAGAUAAAUAUUGUAAUGACUUAUAUAAAAUUUAUCAAGAUGCAAGUACUGCAUGGUUUAUAAAAUAUGGAGAUAUUGGUAUACCACUAAGUGUAGUUGAUGCAUUCAUGAAACAAAAGCAUCGUAUGAUUUGGGAACGACGUCAUGGUCCAGUUGGUAGUGGUAUUACUAAUAAAAGAUAUGAUAUAUAAAUUAUUAAUUCAUCUCAAUUUGAGAUUACAGGUGCAUUUGCAUCAUUGUACAGAUAGAUACUCUGUAAAGAGAUAAAAUAAAUUAAUGUAUUAUAUUAUAAA